ACCGAGAAAUUCAGUUUCAUUUUAAUUUUUGCUUCACUUUAUUAUUUUAAUUAUCUUAUGAGACAUAAAGUCACACAACUGUAUAAUUAGAGUAAAGGGUCACCAAAAAAGUAGAGAUAUUAUUAUAUAAUACAUUAUUUUACUUUUUGUUUCCAAAAACACGUCUAUUUUUAUUGUAUUACUUGUUGUUAAAACAAAACUAAUAGUAAAUGACAACAACUAAUAAUAAUAAUAAAAUGAAUAACACUGUCAAUCAAUUGAUGUCAAACCAUAUCUGCUGUAAUAAUAAUAAUACCGAUGAAAAUGAAUCAAUUGAAUCACUUAAGGAUUAUUUUGAGCGCACCCGUAGUCUCAAUGCACCCAGUCCUAUUUAUCAAUUUGGACCCUGUGGACGUAUCAUGAAAAAUUCAACUGUUGUAAUGACAAUCCAAGACCCGGCGAGUCAGAGGUUGACGUGGAAUAAGCCUCCGAUCAGUGUUUUGGUUAUCAAAAAAAUACACGACUCGCUGGUCAUUCAGCCGUUCAUUGAUUUGAUUCGUUGGCUUAUUUGGGAAAAGAAAAUGUCAGUCUAUGUAGAAUUGGCUGUCAUGGAUGACCCACAGCUUAAGAGUAACCAAUUAUUUCAACCAUUCAAAGAUAAAUUGUGUACUUUUAAGGAGGGUAUGGACGACCUGACAGAUAAAGUCGAUUUUAUCAUAUGUUUGGGCGGUGACGGCACUCUCCUCUAUGCUUCGUCACUAUUUCAGCAAAGUGUGCCGCCAGUGAUGGCCUUUCAUUUGGGUUCUCUUGGAUUUCUUACACCCUUUGAAUUCGACAACUUUCAGGAACAGGUGUCCAAUGUCCUCGAGGGUCACGCAGCACUGACACUGCGAAGUCGACUGCGAUGUCUUAUUGUCCGUAAAAAUGAAACGAUUUCAAUGGUAGAGAAAACCAAACAAAAUUCCUGUCAUUUGGUACUCAACGAAGUAGUGGUAGAUCGCGGACCGUCACCCUAUCUGUCAAAUAUUGAUCUAUACAUUGAUGGCAAACACAUAACAACCGUCCAGGGAGACGGUCUAAUUGUAUCGACACCUACUGGAAGCACUGCCUAUGCUGUAGCAGCCGGUGCUUCAAUGAUUCAUCCGAGUGUACCGGCAAUUAUGGUCACUCCUAUCUGUCCACAUUCACUAUCAUUCCGUCCAAUAGUAGUUCCAGCCGGUGUUGAGCUCAAGAUAUGUGUUUCGCCCGACUCGCGUAACUCGGCCUGCGUUUCAUUUGACGGCCGUAACAGACAAGAGAUACAAUUGGGAGACAGUCUAAGAGUGACGACAUCAAUAUUUCCGGUGCCAUCGAUUUGUGCCGAAGACCAGAUCAGCGAUUGGUUUGACUCAUUGGCCGAAUGUCUUCAUUGGAAUGUUCGGCGAAAACAGCGUCAGUUCGAUGAAUACUCGGAUCUAUUGCACAGUUCCAGCAGUGACUCACUCGACAAACAUAUCGAUAGCUUAGAGAGUUAGUUGAAAGAUCAUUGUCACCGAUCAUCAACUUAUUAUCACAAAUAAU
Messenger RNA from Oppia nitens, 1539 nucleotides. RefSeq names its product NAD kinase-like. Gene Ontology annotation, biological process: NAD+ metabolic process; NADP+ biosynthetic process. Gene Ontology annotation, molecular function: NAD+ kinase activity. The transcript has 7 exons. The coding region runs from base 210 to 1493 and encodes 427 amino acids. The record is from RefSeq and is a predicted model, not a curated record. Lineage: Eukaryota; Metazoa; Arthropoda; Arachnida; Sarcoptiformes; Oppiidae.